Molecule: messenger RNA, 2280 nt
Organism: Candidozyma haemuli
Lineage: Eukaryota; Fungi; Ascomycota; Pichiomycetes; Serinales; Metschnikowiaceae
Gene: FGR32
Product: Fgr32p
Exons: 1
Coding region: 1-2280 (759 amino acids)
Molecular function (GO): protein binding
Source: RefSeq, a predicted model, not a curated record
AUGGCUCCCCCUAAGAAAGAUGCAUUUGCUGAUUUGUUUCUGUCUGCAGCAGGCUCGGGCCUGAGCUCCCCGUUGAACUCAAAUAUGAACAAACUUUCCUUGCAGGAACAAUUGCAUACCAAGAAACCUCCAACGUCCCAGAGUCCAUUCAACAACUGGGAUGUGUUAUCUUCAGGCAAUUCCACGCCUCCACCGGCGAAUAAACCUUCUAAUAUUGAUCCUUUUCUGGUUUUUGAAACGAAAAAGUCCCCUCCUUCAAAUAUCGAUGACGAUCUACUAUUUGGCCUAGGUGAACCUAGUAAGCCUUCAGCUCCAGCCAAGUCUAGUGGUACUCCAGUGAACAAGGCAACGGAAUCGCUGGUGGGGAACCUUCUUGAUGACGAUUUUACUGAUGCUUAUACGCCAGAGCCUGAACCGGUGCCUGUGAAAGAACCAGAGCCUGAGAUCAGACAGCCUGUGGCUCAGAAACCAACUGAUUUCAGAGAACUGGAAGAGUCUGGCGAGCCGGGAAGAGACUCGGUUUUGGCCGGGCUUGUGGAUAUUGGGUUUUCCGUGGAAUCUUCUAAUAAAGCCAUUGACGAGGUGGGACCUGAUCUCCAGAGCUGUGUGAAUUAUAUCAUGAGUGGAGGUGAAAGAACACCUGCCAGCGCUCCAAGCCGGUCUUCUCGGUCUUCUAGGAACCAGGAACAACGUGGCCGUGAUAGUCCUCUGUCUCAGCAAGAUUUGGGUGCCGCUUUCCAGGAUUUUUCAACAGAUAUGUUCAAAAAGGCAUCUUGGUUUCUUGCCAAAUCAAAGGAAACAGUUACUAAGAAUAUCGAGCAGUUCCAGAACUCUCGUGAUCGUGACGGCCAGGGCUCUAUGCCCGCUUGGAUGAGACAGCAAGAAGAAUACAGAGAAAGAGCCCUGGAGAGAAAGAAGGAUGGCACUACUUUUGAAGAUUACGGCACCGAUGCGGAAAACAUCGACCAGGAGGAGAUCCAGCGUAUUAUGAAGUUGCAGAAGCAGCGUGAGAAGGAGAGACAGAAACAGAGGAUCGAUAAGUUGAAGGAAGGCGUUACCAGAAGCAGCAGAGACAGUCUGGCUCGUCUGUCUCCACAACCACAAAUGCCUCAAAGACCUUCUCUGGCGUCGGUUUCCAGAGGCGAAACACCUCCAGCAAAACCUUCUAGGCCUGUCUCCCAGCCAGUACAUCCUAAUGGCCAGCGUACGAAGCCUGCUCCUGCCCCAGCUCCUGCUCCAGUCGAAGAUGACCUAUUGGGGCUCUCUGACGGCUCUCUCACUCCUAGUGAACGUUUCAAGGCCUCUCAGAAAGAUGAUGCCGCUUAUGUUUCUCCUGCUAGAAGGCGGAGAGCCCAAACUCCUUCCAAGCCUCGUGUUGCAACUGCAGAACCUCUUAAUGCCUUCCAACAAUCAGAUUAUGAAACUUUUAAAGCUAAGGGAACAGAGUCAUUUACUAACGGUGACUACGACGACGCUUUCAACUCCUAUAGCAAGUGUCUUGAGAGUCUUCCAGGUAAACACGAGCUUCGCAUUGUUAUAACAUCUAAUUUGGCCAUCACCAACAUCAAGCUUGGAAACUACAAGCUGGCUAUGCAGCAGUGUGAUGAUGGUAUUGCUCUUGUUGGUGAAAAUAUCAACGACAGCGACUGGGUCUUGAACAAUAAAGAGAUCAAAUACUGGUACGUCAAAUUAUUAAUCAGAAAAGCAGAGAGUCUUGAAAUGCUAGAGAACUUCCCUGCUUCUCUUGACUGCUACAUGGAGCUCAUCUCCAAGCAUGGCAUCAACGAGAAGAAAGUCAUGGAUGCCAAAAGAAGGGUCAACAAUAUUGUCAACCCACCCAAGCCUGCUCCAAAGAAGGCGGCUCCUCGUCCAACAAGCACGCCUACGUCUGCUAAUAACGCUCAGGUAAGAAAGAUCAGGAAGCAUAACAUAGACGAAAAGGAGCAGGAAGAGAAAAAAUUCAAAUUGCAUGAUCAAGUGCAUGAACGAGUCCAAGCAUGGAGUGGUGGUAAAGAGGAUAACUUGAGAAACCUCCUCAUGUCGCUUAGUGACGUCCUUCCACAAAGACUUGGUUUCCCGUUCAUCACUGAUAAGAAGCUUACCAUUAACGAUCUUAUGCUCACGAAGAAAGUGAAGAUAAACUACAUGAAAGUCAUCAGUGCCAUUCACCCAGACAAACUAGGGAAGUUUGAGUUAGAGGACCAGAUGGUUUGUCAGGCGGUGUUCAUCACUUUGAACAAAGCCUGGGAUACUUUCAAGGAGCAAAACGAUAUAGCAUGA